Salvia miltiorrhiza (redroot sage) is the source of this 2104-nucleotide messenger RNA. Its product is annotated as protein LYK5-like. NCBI's taxonomy places the organism in Eukaryota, Viridiplantae, Streptophyta, Magnoliopsida, Lamiales, Lamiaceae. The record is from RefSeq and is a predicted model, not a curated record. Gene Ontology annotation, molecular function: protein kinase activity; ATP binding. The coding region runs from base 242 to 2104 and encodes 620 amino acids. Gene Ontology annotation, biological process: protein phosphorylation. The transcript has a single exon.
CAGACACCAUUUUUUUUAUUACUUGAGACCAAGUUUUGAAGCAGUCUGCUUAUUGAAUGUGUCUUUCAUAUAACUUUAUGCAGACUUUGUCUCAUGAAUAUAUAUAUAUAUAUAUACAUAUUUCUUUUUGGUUGUUCUUUUCAAGAUUGAUCGAUGAUACAAACCAGAUUCUACUUCAAUCUGCUGUGUACAAAUAGGAGUAAAUUAAGCUUCAUUAUCCAAUACAACCUCUGCAAAAAAAAUGCUGAUCAUGAGCAAGAACCUACUCCCAUUUCUUGUCAUUUUAGCUUUCUCAUCAUGUAAAUCCAAGGCCCACCAGCAGUAUUCAGGUAAUUCGGUUAUGAACUGCAGCGAGUCCGAUGAAACGGGCCCAUCUCCGGCGUUUCUCUACAGCUGCAACGACGAAAGGCCUACUUGCAAGGCCUUGCUAAUGUUCAGAACCCAACCACCUUAUGACUCUGUAUCCUCCAUUGCCAACCUGACCUCCUCGGACCCUCAGGAGCUGGCUCGCCUCAACAAUGUCACGAGCUCUGAGGUCCUACCCCCGGACAGUGCUGUGUUCGUGCCUGCAACGUGCUCGUGCUUGGGGAAAUACUACCAGGCCAACGCCUCCUACGUCUACGAGUCCAGUGAUGACACCUACUUGACCAUUGCAAACCAGACCUAUCAAGGCCUCACUUCUUGUAAUGCACUCAAACGCGAGAACCCUUAUGGCGAAUUCGAGUUGCUCCCAUCAAUGAACCUCCGGGUGCCCCUCAGGUGUGCCUGCCCGAGUGAAGAACAGAUCUCGAGUGGCACUGAGUUUCUGCUCACAUUCUUGAUCACUUGGCAUGACUCUGUUGCUAGCAUUAGUGAAAAGUUGAAUGUGAGUGCCAAAAGUGUAGCUGCAGCUAAUGGAUUUGCUGUUGAGGAUCCAGACAUUUAUCCCUUCACAACUAUCUUGAUUCCCUUAAAAGCAGAACCUGAAGCUUCUAAGUUGAGAGGGUCUUUCUCUACAUCAUUUCAAUAUGAAGCAGUCCCUCACACGAAGUCGUUUAGAUGGCUUUCUGAAGGGGUAGGGGCCGGUGCUGCUCUGGCCGUCUUCUGCUUCCUUGCUCUCCUCGGAUUCUUGCAUUUUAGGAAAGUUAGUGCAGCUGGAGUCUCAUCAAGGGAGAUGAAGGACAGAUUGCCUGAGCACUUCCUAGAUAAGGUUGUUGGAAUAGGUGGGAGUUUGAAGAUAUACAAGUAUGAUGAGUUGGAUGCUGCAACAGACAGCUUCAGCCUGCAGAGGAGGCUGAGUGAGUCCAUCUACCGCGGAAUUCUUCAUGGGAAACGAGUAGCUGUGAAGAAGACAAGCACGGAUGUGUCGAAAGAGAUGAAGAUUCUUGGCAAUCUCAACCACUUCAACCUGAUCAACCUCUAUGGUGUGUGUGAGCAUCAUGAGGUUUUCUAUCUUGUUUAUGAGUACAUGGAGGAGGGCUCUCUCAAGAACUGGCUUUGUGGAGAGACGAGCAGCUUCGCCCACAGCUGGCACCACCGGUUUCUCAUUGCUCUGGACGUUGCCAAUGGGCUCGAUUAUCUGCACAACUUCACUUCCCCAGCCUAUGUGCACAAGGAUAUCAACAGCUACAAUAUCUUACUCAACCACCAACUCAGAGCAAAGAUCACAAAUUUCAGCCUAGCUAGAGAGAAUGGGAAGUCACAUAGCUGGUCUGCUUUUGGAGAAAAGGGCUACAUGGCACCGGAGUAUGCAAAGGCCGGGGAGGUCAGCCCUAAGAUAGAUGUGUACGCGUUUGGGGUGGUGCUGUUGGAGUUGAUCACCGGAAGAGAAGCCGUGCUGGUGCAGGAUGGUGAAGAAGCUCUUCUGUCCCAAGUAGUCAUCUCCGUUGUUGAUGGAACGGACACGACAGCUGAUGUUAACGACCUUGUUGAUCCUCGUCUCCAAGUGAAGCAUCCACUUGGCUUUGCCAUCGACCAGAGUGAGCUUGCACUGCGUCUGCUGAAGCUGUCUGUCGCGUGCUUGGCUCCACAACCUACCAGAAGAUUAAGCAUGGAUGAAGUUGUUAAAGCUCUCAUCAAAAUCCAGCCAGAUAUCUACAAUCCUCAAUCAUUUUCCAUUGAAUGA